AUGAUUUCCUCCACCCAUAAACACUAUCACCUGCAUGAUAUCGAUUCAGAAAGGUUUGCUGAAAUAUAUUUAUCUGCAACAUCUGAUGCUUUGAUGUUAGAUGAGAUUUUCCAAUUUCCAGCUGAAGAGCUUUUUAAGGAAGUUAAGGAAGGUCUCAUUGGUGGGGACCACUUGAUUGACAUUUCAGUGGGUCCAUGUGUAAUCCAGAUGUUCCCAAUUUUUGAAUUCUUCAAGGAGAUCUCUAUUUUAGAAUUCAGUGAUGUCUGUGUCAACGAUGUGCAGAAGUGGGUGGAUGGUCAUGAAGAUGCGUUUGAUUGGUCUUUCCUGUACAAAUAUGUCAUGGAAUCUGACGGCAACAGUGGUCGUUUUAAAGAAAAGGAAAAUGACCUGCGUAGAAGGAUCAAACGCAUCUUAAAAUGUGAUUUCAGCAAAGCCAACCCUACGGACCUAGUUGUGUUACCAGAAGCUGAUUGUGUGUUGAGUUAUUAUGUGACACAUAUGGUUAGUGAAGAUCAUGACGUUUACCGUUCUAACAUGAAAAAAAUAGCUUCCAUGCUAAAACUAGGUGGACGCCUGUUAUUAUUUGGUGGUUAUAAUGGUGCAUUUUUCACUGUUGGUGAGGAAAAGUACCAUCUUUUAGGGUGUGAUGAAAAGUUUAUAAAAGAAGCUCUGGAAGAUGCAGGUCUUGCGAUUGAGCGAUGUGAGGUGCGGAAAAGUAACAUAGGCAAUGAGGUGGCAGCUUAUGAUUAUCUUUGUUUCAUUAGGGCUGUCAAAAAGAAAAAUAUCUAA
This is a messenger RNA of Pelobates fuscus (common spadefoot toad), 789 nucleotides long. Its product is annotated as indolethylamine N-methyltransferase-like. Gene Ontology annotation, cellular component: cytosol. Gene Ontology annotation, molecular function: N-methyltransferase activity. NCBI's taxonomy places the organism in Eukaryota, Metazoa, Chordata, Amphibia, Anura, Pelobatidae. The coding region runs from base 1 to 789 and encodes 262 amino acids. The transcript is spliced from 3 exons. The record is from RefSeq and is a predicted model, not a curated record.